Gossypium arboreum is the source of this 2233-nucleotide messenger RNA. Its product is annotated as delta-1-pyrroline-5-carboxylate dehydrogenase 12A1, mitochondrial. Bases 327 to 1991 code for a protein of 554 amino acids. Gene Ontology annotation, cellular component: mitochondrion. The record is from RefSeq and is a predicted model, not a curated record. The transcript has 16 exons. Gene Ontology annotation, molecular function: aldehyde dehydrogenase (NAD+) activity; L-glutamate gamma-semialdehyde dehydrogenase (NAD+) activity. Lineage: Eukaryota; Viridiplantae; Streptophyta; Magnoliopsida; Malvales; Malvaceae.
GGGUUACUUACUGCAUCAAAACUUUGUCAGGGUAGAGCAUUCAACUUGUCCAACUUUGAUUUGUCCAAAUGGAAAUUAGGAAACCAAAAAAAAACCUACACCUGCAUCAAUGUUGAUGAAGGUUGAUCACAUCUUAAACCUAUUUCGCUAAGACAUCAAAAUUAAAUACUUAAAAAAGAAAUCCUAAAGAAUUGAUUGCCAUAUAUAUAUAUAUAUGUAAAAUUAUGUUGAAAGCACAAAUCUUAGGAAGUGAAGCACUGAAAGCCCUGAAAAGUUUCAUAGCUUUUUCAUCUCUCUAAUAGCGUACGCGUUUGUGCCCAUUCGCAAUGCAUAGAAUUGUAUUGCAAAGAGAAAUCAGAAGCAGAGCUUCCCACAAGGCUCUUUCUUGGUUCAGUUCUUCUAAUCUCUUUAGGUCUGUUCAUUCUUUACCUUUCGCAACUGUGGAAGCCGAAGGGAUAUCGGGUUCUCAACCUGCUGAAGUACAAAACUUGGUGCAAGGUAAAUGGACUGGAUCUGCAGCUUGGAACACACUUGUGGAUCCUCUGAAUGGAGAACCGUUCAUUAAAGUUGCAGAAGUUGAUGGAAAUGGAAUUCAGCCAUUUGUUGAGAGCUUGUCCAAGUGCCCAAAACAUGGUUUACACAAUCCAUUCAAAUCACCCGAGAGAUACUUGUUAUAUGGAGAUAUAUCUGCUAAGGCUGCAAACAUGCUUGCCUUGCCAAAGGUGUCCGAUUUCUUCACUAGGUUAAUACAAAGAGUUUCUCCUAAAAGUUAUCAACAGGCCUUCGGUGAAGUUUAUGUCACACAAAAGUUUCUUGAGAAUUUCUCUGGCGAUCAGGUUCGUUUUCUAGCAAGGUCUUUUGCAGUACCUGGGAAUCAUAUAGGACAGCAAAGCCAUGGAUACCGUUGGCCUUAUGGUCCGGUUGCUAUUAUUACUCCCUUCAAUUUCCCGCUUGAGAUUCCGGUACUUCAACUGAUGGGAGCACUCUAUAUGGGCAACAAACCUGUUCUUAAAGUUGAUAGCAAGGUAAGCAUCGUGAUGGAGCAAAUGAUGCGCCUGCUUCAUUAUUGUGGGUUACCAGCAGAAGAUGUGGACUUCAUAAAUUCUGAUGGAAAGACCAUGAACAAAGUACUGAUGGAGGCAAAUCCACGAAUGACCCUGUUUACCGGAAGCUCAAGAAUAGCAGAGAAAUUGGCUGUUGACCUGAAGGGUCGUGUGAAACUUGAAGAUGCAGGAUUUGAUUGGAAAAUUCUUGGUCCUGAUGUUGAAGAGGUCGAUUAUGUUGCUUGGGUAUGUGACCAGGAUGCUUAUGCAUGCAGUGGUCAAAAAUGCUCAGCUCAAUCAAUACUAUUCAUGCAUGAGAAUUGGUCAACGAGUUCACUCAUAUCUAAAAUAAAAGAUCUUGCUGAGAGAAGGAAGUUAGCAGAUUUAACUGUCGGUCCUGUCCUUACUGUCACAACUGAAGCAAUGUUGGAGCACAAAAAGAAAUUACUUCAAAUUUCAGGUUCGAAGUUACUUUUUGGCGGUGAACCCUUAGAAAAUCACUCAAUUCCAGCCAUUUAUGGUGCUAUAAAGCCAACUGCCAUAUACAUUCCUCUUGAAGAAAUUUUAAAGCCGACUAACUAUGAGCUUGUAACCAAAGAAAUUUUCGGGCCAUUUCAGAUUAUAACGGAUUAUAAGAAGGAUCAAUUACCAAUGGUAUUGGAUGCUUUGGAACGAAUGCAUGCACAUCUAACCGCUGCUGUUGUCUCAAAUGAUCCCUUCUUCUUGCAAGAUGUGAUCGGAAAAACGGUGAAUGGGACAACCUAUGCUGGAUUGAGAGCAAGGACUACUGGAGCUCCACAAAACCAUUGGUUUGGACCGGCUGGAGAUCCUAGAGGAGCAGGGAUCGGAACACCAGAAGCCAUAAAGCUUGUUUGGUCAUGUCACAGGGAAAUCAUAUAUGAUUUUGGUCCGGUGCCAAGGGGUUGGGAAAUUCCACCCUCAACUUGAGGAGUGUAUUCAAAAUCAUCCCUUGGGGUUUCAUUGAUGCUUUUGACAGGGCAGUUUGCAGCUUUAUAAAUAAAAAUGUGAGGGCAAUUUUUGUGGUUUUAGUCCUAGUUUUAGGGUAAUGAUACGAAUCUAAGAUAUCAGUAUGUGGCGGAGCUUUUUCGUAUAAUUAAAAGAUCGUGCAUGCACAUAGUUGAAUAUGUGUAGGACACGAAUACUUAAUAAAAUAAAAAUUUUGAACUUUA